This is a messenger RNA of Glycine soja, 696 nucleotides long. RefSeq names its product 65-kDa microtubule-associated protein 6-like. Gene Ontology annotation, cellular component: cytoplasm; spindle. The record is from RefSeq and is a predicted model, not a curated record. NCBI's taxonomy places the organism in Eukaryota, Viridiplantae, Streptophyta, Magnoliopsida, Fabales, Fabaceae. Gene Ontology annotation, biological process: microtubule cytoskeleton organization. Gene Ontology annotation, molecular function: microtubule binding.
AUGCAGCUGAAGGAUGUUGUAGCAAAACUAUUUGAACUUUGGAAUUUGAUGGACUCUUCAAAAGAAGAGAGAAACUGUUUUAUGAAGAUUACUUCUAUUGUUGAAACCUCAGAAUCAGAAAUCACUGAACGAGGUGUUCUUUCAACAGAAAUGAUAGAGAAGGCUUCAGCAGAAGUGGACAGGCUUGCCAAACUAAAAGCAAGCAGAAUGAAAGAACUUGUUUUUAAGAAGAGGUCAGAGUUAGAGGAAAUAUGUAGAUUGACUCAUAUUGAACCAGAUCCAAGUACUGUGGCCGAGAAAGCUAGUGCAUUAAUAGAUUCUGGACUGGUGGAUCCUUCUGAGCUAUUAGCCAAAAUCGAAUAGAUAAUUAAGGCAAAAGAUGAAGUUUUGAGUAGAAAAGAAGUAUCAGAUAGGAUUGAUAAGUGGUUUGUUGCAUGUGAAGAGGAGAAUUGGCUUGACAAAUAUAAUCAAGAUGACAACCGUUACACUGCUGGGCAAUGCACUCACAUUAAUCUUAAACGUGCAGAACAUGCUAGAAUAACUAUAGGCAAAAUUCCAGCUAUAGUUGACAAUCUUAUAAACAAAACAUUAGUCUGGGAAGAUGAAAAGAAGACAUAUUUUCUAUAUCACGGGGUAUAUGUGGGUGUCAAUGACAUGCAACAGAAAGAGGAAGAUAAGAGAGACGACAGAGGCUAA